Messenger RNA from Telopea speciosissima, 686 nucleotides. RefSeq lists its product as uncharacterized. Gene Ontology annotation, cellular component: chloroplast thylakoid membrane; chloroplast inner membrane. Lineage: Eukaryota; Viridiplantae; Streptophyta; Magnoliopsida; Proteales; Proteaceae. The record is from RefSeq and is a predicted model, not a curated record. Bases 90 to 536 code for a protein of 148 amino acids. The transcript is spliced from 5 exons.
UCACCCUAAGUAGUUAUAAGUAGUUCAAUUUCUUCUUCUCUGAAUCAUCUCUCUCUUUCUCUGUCCAUCCUCGAAAUAUCAUUUUAACUAUGACUGCUAUCGCCAGUCCUCGAUUCCAUCUCUUAAAUGGUUCCUCUCUGAAGCCAGUGGACCAAUUUAUUGUGAGCAGUAGCCCCAGAAAUUUAGCUCUUAUUCCCAUUCAUAUGAGGAAGGCAAAACUUUCAGCUUAUAGAAGGCCACUUACAAUUCAGGCAGCAUAUAGUGAUGGUGGAAAACCAAACAGUGCAAGUAUCUUUAUUGGUGGAUUUGUACUGGGAGGCAUAGUGGUUGGGACACUAGGCUGCGUAUAUGCACCUCAGAUCAGCAAGGCAUUAGCUGGGGCUGACAGAAAAGAUUUGAUGAGGAAACUGCCGAAAUUUAUAUAUGAUGAAGAAAAAGCUUUGGAGAAAACAAGGAAGAUAUUAACAGAGAAGAUUGCACAGCUGAAAUCAGCCAUUGAUGAUGUUUCAUCUCAGCUCGAUCCGUGCAGAAGAUGAAAUUGAAGCGACUAUUUGAGAGCCUUCCAUUUACUUCACACAAGAGUUUUCAGACACAUUUUGAAUAUUAUCUCAGAUGGAAGGCAACCUUUGGUGCGAGUUAAUCACUAUUUUUUUUUUUUACUGUGUUCUUAAAUGCUUAUGUUCAUU